This is a messenger RNA of Alligator sinensis (Chinese alligator), 1928 nucleotides long. Its product is annotated as phospholipase A2 inhibitor subunit gamma B-like. Gene Ontology annotation, cellular component: extracellular region. NCBI's taxonomy places the organism in Eukaryota, Metazoa, Chordata, Crocodylia, Alligatoridae. Gene Ontology annotation, molecular function: phospholipase inhibitor activity. The record is from RefSeq and is a predicted model, not a curated record. Bases 102 to 785 code for a protein of 227 amino acids. The transcript is spliced from 5 exons.
GCGGUGUCCUCUGAGAGCAGCCGUUUUGGGCAGAGUUGUUCUGCAUCCACCAAGAAGUCAAGAGACCUGUGUGCAGUGCCUCCGGCUCUCUCCUCCGCACCAUGAAAGCACCCGUCAUCCUCUACGUCCUCUUGGCUUUCCUAGACCAAGGCAGCUCUCUCCAGUGUGAAGUUUGCGAUGGGUUUGAGCAAGACUGUUCUGGCCCCAUGCAGACCUGUGAUCCUGACCAAGAUACCUGCGGUAUUAUCAAAGGUGAAGAGAUAUACGACGGAGUGAAGAUGCUGUUUAACUGGAAGUCCUGUGUCACAUCCAACGUGUGUCACUACCGUAAUUCUGGCAUAUAUUCCAGGAAUUCAUUCAGACUCAGAAGGAGUAUCGCCUGCUGCACCGGGGAGGCCUGUCGAACAGUAUCUGUGCAAUUGCCACCAGUGAACACCACUCCCAAUGGCUUGCAGUGUCCAGCAUGCUUCAGCCUUGGAUCUUAUGACUGUGGCAACGACACUGUGUAUUGUACCGGGGCUGAGUCCUACUGCUUUGAUUUCGAAGGGUCACUUAGCAAAGGGGAAGUCAGUGUGAAAGCCGCAGUAAAAGGCUGCACCUCUCUGUCUGAGUGCAAAAUGUCACAUGAUGAGAAACAGGAACUCCUACGCAUCUCCGUGGUUUUCAACAGGUUUGAAUGCAAACCGGCCUCUCCUGCAGCCAGCAAGGCUUCUGGAUGGACCCCGCCACACACCCUCUCUCUUCCCAUCAUGGUCGGGCUCAUCUUGGUGAAGACAAUGUCCUGAUGUUCCCGAGGGCCAAGAAAUGCAGGGUCGGAUGUGGAUGCCUCUGCCUCCUCGCUUGUGUGUGACACUUCCUGCUAUGGCUUCUCUCUGCGGGUGGUUUUUUGCCCCCAGGCCUGGACGCAAGACAUGGCCAUGAUGUGAAAGAGGAUUGACACACAACGCAUCACCCUGCUGUAUUCCCAUUUAUUAGAAGCUGGGGUAAAGUUAUUCCGGAAGAAAUCACAAAUAAAACUUUUCUCCUCUCUUAAUCUUGAUAUUCUUACGUUGGUGUAUGGUCAUUUAAGCUAGACCAGCAUUAAUGAGUCACGUCCAGCUUAACGUCUGGCAUGUGUUUAAUUUGUCAGGUUUUCUGAUGUAUUCUGCAGCUCUUUCUCCCAGGCUGGGGUGCAGGGACACACUGUUUAAUACCGCUGUGCAGUACAAGCAGCAGGAAGAGGAGAUCUUGGGACAACUCUAGUUUCUAGCUGCAUAAAACAGCCUCAGAAAGACCCUUUCAGUUCUGUUAUGCUUUACCAGACACUGCUGGGGGCUAAAAGGGCCAGGACCAAACCCUUUGAGUUUUCUCAUCAAGAAACUUAAGGAGAAGUAGGGCUGGAAAGGACCUGUAGUCCAAGCCCUGCUCGAGGCAGGAUCAGCCCUGUGUGAAGCACCCCAGACAGGCAGGUGCUUGCCGAAUCUGCUCCUAAAGACUUCCCAGGAUGCAGAUCCCACCACCCCUGUAGCAUUAUCUUUCCCAAAGCUCUACCGGGCUCAUAGCCAGCACGUUCUUCCUCAUCGCCAGCCUCGAUUUCCCUUGCUGCAAUUUGAGACCAUCAUUCCUUGUACUAUCCAAGAAGGAACAGUUUAUUGCCAUCCUCCUUAUAACUACGCUUCAGGUAUUUGCAAACUAUUAUCAAAUCCCCGCUCAAUCUUUACUUCUCCAGACUAAAAUGUCCCAGUUCUUCCAAGCUCUUCUCAUAAGGGCUCAGCUCUGGGACUCCUUCCUCAGAGGCUCACCACAGUCGAGCCCGGACAUCUUUCAGAUGCACUGCAAGACCUUCCUAUUGGGGCAGGCAUUUAGCAAGCAAAGCUAAGCCAAGGUAGAGUUUACUAAAUCUGGUUCAUCUGGAUAUACUAGUGGCCCAUUAAGUUGUUCUGUUCUCU